Molecule: messenger RNA, 471 nt
Organism: Prosopis cineraria
Lineage: Eukaryota; Viridiplantae; Streptophyta; Magnoliopsida; Fabales; Fabaceae
Exons: 2
Coding region: 1-471 (156 amino acids)
Source: RefSeq, a predicted model, not a curated record
AUGAGACAAUAUCGAAGGGUACUAGCUGCUGUCUAUAAUCAGGCUGCAUCUUCUCAAGUAAUUGCUCAACCUUCUAAUACUUAUCAUCAUGGUUCCUCAAGUAUCACUUAUGACUGGUAUUGGGAGGCUAUUCGAGCCAAGAAGUUGACUCUCAGAUACAUUGGUUUGUUUGAGAUUCUAGAGAGGAUUAGGCCUUUGGCAUAUCGGAUUGCAUUACCCCCACAUUUAUCAGGUGUACAUGACAUGUUUCAUGUCUCACAACUCAAGAAGUACCAACCCGAUCUAUCUAACAUUAUUCAACCAAAAGAGGUAGAGCUAUUGGAGAAUUUGACUUAUCGAACUGAGCUAGAAAGAAUAGCUGAUGUGAAAGAUAAGCAACUCAAAAACAAGACUGUCUGUUUAGUGAAAGUGAUAUGGAAGGGAAUGACUCCCGGUGAUGCCGCUUGGGAAAUGGAGGAGAAAAUGAGGUAA